This is a messenger RNA of Pteronotus mesoamericanus, 3917 nucleotides long. It is a transcript of the gene ATP13A1, whose product is annotated as ATPase 13A1. The transcript has 25 exons. The record is from RefSeq and is a predicted model, not a curated record. The coding region runs from base 64 to 3714 and encodes 1216 amino acids. Lineage: Eukaryota; Metazoa; Chordata; Mammalia; Chiroptera; Mormoopidae. Gene Ontology annotation, cellular component: endoplasmic reticulum membrane. Gene Ontology annotation, biological process: transmembrane transport; intracellular calcium ion homeostasis; extraction of mislocalized protein from ER membrane. Gene Ontology annotation, molecular function: ATP binding; membrane protein dislocase activity; ATPase-coupled monoatomic cation transmembrane transporter activity.
UGUCCAACGAGGUUGUGUCCUUUGCCAGCUCUCCAACCCGCCCUCCCCAGCCCUGUCCAGGUGAUGAGCCUAGGAUCCACCCAUCACAAGCCCCGCCCUCACAAAUCCGGAAUCUUCAACGUGUCGAAGACCAGUUGCCCGAAGGCCGGCACCUCCCUGACGGGCUCGCCUUCGCAACGCACAGGCUCCGCCACUGUUUACCCAGACAGGCCGAAGUCCGUACGGUCACGGAGGAGGGCCAGCGGCUUCCGGUUCAGAUUGUCCUGGCGGCGCACAGCCAGCUUUGCCUCGUCUUUUCUGGUCUCAGUCCGGCGUGGCAGGGCCCGCAGCGGCCUCAGCCCUUUCAGAGCUCCUCUGUCAUGGCGGCGCCCUGCCGCUCCUUCCGACCAAGCUUUUCAUGGCGGCACCCUGGAGUACGAUCCCAGCAAAGCGACCUUCGUGAAGGUGGUCCCGACCCCCAACAAUGGCUCCACUGAGCUCGUGGCCCUGCACCGAGAUGAGGGUGAAGACGGGCAGGAGGUACUGUCCUUCGAAUUCCAGAAGAUCAAGUAUUCCUACGAUGCCCAGGAGAAGAAGCGCUUCCUCCCCGUGGCCUUUCCUGUGCGUAACUCAUUCUCUUACUACCAGAGCUACAGGGGGUUCCAGGAGGACUCGGAGAUCCGCGCCGCUGAGAAGAAGUUUGGGAGUAACAAGGCCGAGAUGGUGGUACCCGACUUCUCAGAGCUGUUCAAGGAGAGAGCCACAGCGCCUUUCUUUGUGUUCCAGGUGUUCUGCGUGGGUCUCUGGUGCCUGGAUGAGUACUGGUACUACAGUGUCUUCACACUCUCCAUGCUGGUGGCCUUCGAGGCUUCCCUGGUUCAGCAGCAGAUGCGCAACAUGUCCGAGAUCCGGAAGAUGGGCAACAAGCCCCACAUGAUCCAGGUCUACCGAAGCCGCAAGUGGAGGCCCAUUGCCAGUGACGAGAUUGUGCCCGGGGACAUUGUUUCCAUUGGUCGCUCACCACAGGAUAACCUGGUGCCAUGUGACGUGCUGUUGCUCCGGGGCCGUUGCAUCGUGGACGAGGCCAUGCUCACGGGAGAGUCGGUGCCACAGAUGAAGGAGCCCAUUGAAGACCUCAGCCCCGACCGGGUGCUGGACCUGCAGGCCGACUCCCGGCUCCACGUCAUCUUCGGGGGCACCAAGGUGGUGCAGCACAUCCCCCCUCAGAAGGCCACCACGGGCCUGAAGCCGGUCGACAGUGGGUGUGUAGCCUUUGUCCUCAGGACCGGAUUCAACACAUCUCAGGGCAAGCUGCUGCGCACAAUCCUCUUUGGGGUGAAGAGAGUGACUGCCAACAACCUGGAGACCUUCGUCUUCAUCCUUUUUCUCCUUGUCUUUGCCAUCGCGGCGGCCGCCUACGUGUGGAUCGAAGGCCCUGCCUCCACAGGUACCAAGGAUCCCAGCCGGAACCGCUACAAGCUGUUUCUGGAGUGCACACUGAUCCUCACGUCCGUCGUGCCCCCCGAGCUGCCCAUUGAGCUGUCUCUGGCUGUCAACACCUCCCUCAUUGCCCUGGCCAAGCUCUAUAUGUACUGCACGGAGCCCUUCCGAAUCCCCUUUGCUGGCAAAGUGGAGGUGUGCUGCUUCGACAAGACUGGGACCUUGACCAGUGACAGCCUGGUGGUGCGAGGCGUGGCUGGGCUCAGAGAUGGAAAGGAGGUGACGCCCGUGUCCAACAUCCCCGUGGAAACGCACCGGGCCCUGGCCUCGUGUCACUCCCUGAUGCAGCUGGACGACGGCACCCUAGUGGGCGACCCCCUGGAGAAGGCCAUGCUGACGGCCGUGGACUGGACGCUGACCAAAGAUGAGAAAGUAUUCCCCCGAAGUAUUAAAACUCAGGGGCUGAAAAUUCACCAGCGCUUUCAUUUUGCCAGUGCCCUAAAGCGAAUGUCCGUGCUCGCCUCCUACGAGAAGCUGGGCUCCACGGACCUCUGCUACAUCGCGGCUGUGAAGGGGGCCCCUGAAACCCUACACCCCAUGUUCUCCCAGUGCCCACCUGACUAUCACCACAUCCACACGGAGAUUUCGCGGGAAGGAGCCCGUGUCCUGGCCCUGGGGUACAAGGAGCUGGGGCACCUCACCCAUCAGCAGGCCCGAGAGGUCAAGCGGGAGGCCUUGGAGUGCAACCUCAAGUUUGUCGGCUUCAUCGUGGUCUCCUGCCCACUCAAGGCUGAUUCCAGGGCUGUGAUCCGGGAGAUCCAAAAUGCCUCCCACCGGGUGGUCAUGAUCACAGGCGACAACCCCCUCACUGCCUGCCACGUGGCCCAGGAACUGCACUUCAUUGAAAAGGCACACACGCUGAUCCUGCAGCCUCCCACAGAGAAAGGUCGACCCUGCCAGUGGUGCUCCAUCGAUGGCAGCGUUGUGCUACCCCUGGCCCAAGGCUCCCCGAAGGCACUGGCCCUGGAGCAUGCCCUGUGCCUCACAGGCGAUGGCUUGGCCCACCUGCAGGCCGAGGACCCUGAGCAGCUGCUGCGCCUCAUCCCCCACGUACAGGUGUUUGCCCGCGUGGCCCCCAAACAAAAGGAGUUUGUCAUCACCAGCCUGAAGGAGCUGGGCUAUGUGACCCUGAUGUGCGGAGACGGUACCAAUGACGUGGGCGCCCUGAAGCACGCCGAUGUGGGUGUGGCGCUCCUGGCCAAUGCCCCAGAGCGGGUUGUUGAGCGGAGGCGGCGGCCCCGUGACAGCCCCGUCCUGAGCAACAGCAGCAUCAGGGCCACCUCCAGGGCAGCCAAGCAUAGGUUGGGGCUCCCACCCCCGGAGGAGCAGCCCGCCUCUCAGAGGGUGAGUCUUGGGAGGGGUCACCGGCACCCCCUCGUGGCCAGGCCUCACCCACUGCCACCCACCCCGCAGGACCGCCUGAGCCAGGUGCUGCGGGACCUGGAGGAUGAGAGCACACCCAUCGUGAAGCUGGGCGACGCCAGUAUCGCGGCGCCCUUCACCUCCAAGCUCUCAUCUAUUCAGUGCAUCUGCCACGUGAUCAAGCAGGGCCGAUGCACACUCGUGACCACACUGCAGAUGUUCAAGAUCCUGGCACUCAACGCCCUCAUCCUGGCCUACAGUCAGAGUGUCCUCUACCUGGAGGGCGUCAAGUUCAGCGACUUCCAGGCUACACUGCAGGGGCUGCUGCUGGCCGGCUGCUUCCUCUUCAUUUCCCGCUCCAAGCCCCUCAAGACCCUGUCCCGAGAGCGGCCCCUGCCCAACAUCUUCAACCUGUACACCAUCCUCACGGUCCUGCUGCAGUUCUGUGUGCACUUCCUAAGUCUUGUCUACCUAUACAGAGAGGCCCAGGCCCGGAGCCCUGAAAAGCAGGAGCAGUUUGUGGACCUGUACAAGGAGUUUGAGCCAAGCCUGGUCAACAGCACUGUAUACAUCAUGGCCAUGGCCAUGCAGAUGGCCACCUUCGCCAUCAACUACAAGGGCCCGCCCUUCAUGGAGAGCCUGUCUGAGAACAAGCCCCUGGUGUGGAGCCUGGCCGUGUCACUCCUGGCCAUCGUGGGCCUGCUCCUCGGCUCCUCGCCCGACUUCAACAGCCAGUUUGGCCUUGUGGAUAUCCCUGUGGAGUUCAAGCUGGUCAUCGCCCAGGUCCUGGUCCUUGACUUCUGCCUGGCACUCCUGGCUGACCGCGUCCUGCAGUACUUCCUGGGGACCCCGAAGCUAAAAGUGCCUUCCUGAGACGGCAGUGCCAGCACCCACUGCCCACCCUGCUACCACCAGGGGCCCCACGUGGGCCCCAGAAGGGAACACUGCCCCCAUGGCAAGGCCGGCCCAGCCUUGCCGCCAAGACUGAGCUGGGACCCCUCCCGACACACACCCUGUGGCCACCCGCAGGCCCGGCUGGCAGAACCAGCCCCCAGCCAGCCCCUUUGGUAAAUAAA